AAAUCGUCACUAAAAAUGCUUUUGGACCCUUAAUAGCCCUGGAACAAAAAGAAGCCAAGAUCCGACAAACCAUUAAGAAAAAAAUCCACCAGGAAAUUAAUAAUCCGAGUGUUGAGGCUGCUGACUACCUAGAAGAAUUAAAGGCAGGUUUAAAACUUCGCACUUAUGAGGAGUUUUGUAAUUUUACUUAUAACCAGUUAUUUAACCAAGAAUUACACGAAUGA
This is a messenger RNA of Racocetra persica, 224 nucleotides long. The record is from the annotation of a GenBank genome assembly. NCBI's taxonomy places the organism in Eukaryota, Fungi, Glomeromycota, Glomeromycetes, Diversisporales, Gigasporaceae.